This is a messenger RNA of Cicer arietinum (chickpea), 1831 nucleotides long. RefSeq names its product protein COBRA. Gene Ontology annotation, biological process: plant-type cell wall cellulose biosynthetic process; cellulose microfibril organization. The record is from RefSeq and is a predicted model, not a curated record. NCBI's taxonomy places the organism in Eukaryota, Viridiplantae, Streptophyta, Magnoliopsida, Fabales, Fabaceae. Gene Ontology annotation, cellular component: plasma membrane.
GAGGAGCCAACUGGAACACAAACAAAGUCAGUUUCUGCUUAUUAGUUCUCUUUUCCACACACACACUCUCUCUCUCUCUCUCUUCCUUUCCUUUCACCACUUUCUCUCUCUUCAUUUUCUUAACUCCUAUAGUCUUCUCUUCUUUUCUUUUCUCUUCUCUUCCACGGAUCUUAAAUCUUGAGCUUUUUUGGCAAUAUCUCAUAGCACCAUAAUUCCCAUACACACAUUUUUAGGACAACAAAAAUGGGUUUCUCUCUGUUGUCAAAAGCAUUCAUUUUGUUCUUGUUUCUACUUUCUUCCUCUUGCUUCACUUCAACAGAUGCUUAUGAUCCACUUGACCCAAAUGGGAAUAUCACAAUCAAAUGGGAUAUUAUAACAUGGACACCUGAUGGUUAUGUUGCUGUUGUUACGGUGAACAACUUUCAACAAUAUCGUCACAUCGCCGCACCUGGCUGGUCAUUAGGAUGGACAUGGGCGAAAAAGGAGGUAAUCUGGGGCAUGGUGGGAUCGCAGACCACUGAACAAGGCGAUUGUUCGAAAUUUAAGGGAAAUGUUCCACAUUGUUGUAAAAAGGAUCCAACAGUUGUUGAUUUACUUCCUGGAACACCUUACAAUCAGCAAAUUGCAAAUUGCUGCAAAGGUGGAGUGCUCAGUUCAUGGGCUCAGGAUCCUACCAAUGCAGUCGGGUCAUUUCAAAUCAGCGUUGGUAGAGCUGGUACCACAAAUAAAACGGUUAAAGUCCCUAAAAACUUCACCUUGAAAGCGCCCGGACCGGGUUAUACUUGCGGGCCAGCGAAAGUUGUGAGACCUACUCAAUUUAUUCAACCAGACAAAAGGAGAGUGACCCAAGCGCUAAUGACAUGGAAUGUGACAUGCACAUAUUCACAAUUUCUAGCUCAGAAAACUCCCACAUGCUGUGUCUCUCUUUCAUCUUUCUAUAACGAAACCAUCGUACCCUGCCCAACAUGUGCAUGUGGCUGCCAGAGUAACUCGUCUCAAUCGGGGAGUUGCAUAGAUCGAAAUACGCCACAUUUGGCAUCGGUUGUUGCUGGUUCCGGAAAGAACAAUUUUCAACCUUUGGUUCAAUGUACUAGUCAUAUGUGUCCAAUCCGAAUCCACUGGCAUGUUAAGCUUAACUACAAAGAAUACUGGCGAGUGAAGGUUACGAUUACUAAUUUUAAUUACCGAAUGAAUUAUUCUGAUUGGAACUUGGUUGUUCAGCAUCCGAACUUCGAUAAUCUAACCCAGCUGUUCAGUUUCAACUAUAAGUCAUUAAAUCCUUAUGGUUCAAUAAAUGACACAGCAAUGCUUUGGGGAGUUAAGUUCUAUAAUGAUUUUCUUAAUUAUGCUGGCCCUAGUGGUAAUGUUCAAUCGGAGCUACUCUUCCGAAAAGACAAAUCAACUUUUACUUUUGAUAAGGGUUGGGCUUUCCCUCGAAGAAUCUACUUCAACGGCGACAACUGUGUAAUGCCGCCACCUGAUGCAUAUCCGUGGUUACCUAACACCGGUUCUCGGCAAGAGGUUUCGAUGUUUGCUUUAGUGAUGGCAUCUUUGGUAGUCUUGGUAUUUUACGCACACGUUUAAGGUUCCGACCCGCGGUUAUACUUUAUAAUUGUAAUAGAAAAGUUUCAGUCAGAUCAGUUUUGGCUCAUAUUUGUGAUAUGAAUUCGGGGGUAGAAUUUACUGUAUUGUUGUUUGUGUCUGUUGUGAAGCAAUAAUACAUGUAUCUCCUUAUUGUAAUUGUAACUGUAAUUAUAAUAACAAAUAUAUACAUCAACUUCAUGUGAAAAAUAUAAAUUUGCUGAAUCUUGUGUGAAUUUGAAAUGCUUAA